This is a messenger RNA of Mangifera indica (mango), 1229 nucleotides long. Its product is annotated as BRI1 kinase inhibitor 1-like. Bases 236 to 1135 code for a protein of 299 amino acids. Gene Ontology annotation, cellular component: plasma membrane. Gene Ontology annotation, molecular function: kinase inhibitor activity. The record is from RefSeq and is a predicted model, not a curated record. NCBI's taxonomy places the organism in Eukaryota, Viridiplantae, Streptophyta, Magnoliopsida, Sapindales, Anacardiaceae. The transcript has a single exon.
UCUCUGCAGAAGACAUUUCAAGUCCAAGAGCUGAUUGACAAGGGCCUCUGUUCUUUCUUCUCUCUCUCUCUUUCUUUCUCCACUGCUUCCUAAUCUUAUCCCCUCUCUUUCUGUCUCUCCAAAAGCAAAGCCAAAAUUUUGCAAACACAAAAGUGAGUGAGAGACGUCUAGAUACUGAAUCAGAUCUUAUUAGUUGGUCUUUCUUUCCUUUCCUUUCUGCAAAAUCUUUUCAACUAUGGACACCAAUCAGCAUCAAUCCAUCAAGGAGAAAGCUUUUGACAACAAACAUGAAGAAGCCAAGCAGCUAAUACAAGAAGGCUUGGCAACAAAACCAUCUGCUUCCCCACCUUCAGCUUCUUCAUCUCCUUCUCAUGAAUUCUCCUUCACAAUUUCUCUUCACUCUUCUUCUGCACCAAUCCCUGAUAAAACAAAAACCCCACCUUCAAUUGCAAUAGACUUGUCACCUGCAGAUGACAUUUUCUUUCAUGGGCAUUUGCUUCCUCUUCAUCUCCUGUCUCAUCUUCCUGUUUCUCCUCGCUCUUCCACCAACUCAUUGGACAGCUUCACCCUCCCCAUCAGAGACUUGAUAGAUGAUCAAAAAAAUGAUAAAAGUUGCAGCACAAACAACAGCAAUAGAAACUGCAAUAACAGCAUCAACUGUAGUCAUCAAUCCAGUGAUAAAGAGAGCAAAGGCAGAACCAAGUCCAGUAAGCCAUUCUCAUUAUUCGGUUUCGCCAAAUGGCGAAAGGGUAUUUAUAGAGAAGGAGAAGAUAAGGAGAAGCAGAAGAAGAAGAUGAGAUUUGACGUGAGUAAUGUGCUAAAGAGGUAUGCGAGGAUGGUUAGGCCACUGUUAUUUUUCAAAGGAAGGAGAGAAAAUCUCCAUUUCCACAGCCAGCCUUGUUCCUUUUCAGGUAAUUUAAGUUUCAGAAAUAAACAAGAGUUGAGAGGAAGAAGAGAAUUUUCGGCACCAGCAUCUAUCAGAACUUCUCCUACAAACAGUGGCCUACUUGUUGCAACAACUACUCUACCUUCUUCAACAAGUGACAGCACCAUGGAAGAGUUACAAGCUGCAAUUCAAGCUGCAAUUGCUCAUUGCAAAAACUCCAUUGCUGUGGAAGACAAACUCAAAUGUUAAGUUUGGAUUUUUCAAUUUCCAUAUUAUACUUUUGUAUAUCAUGGUGUAUAUGAGAACGUAACUAAAUUAAUUAAUUAGUUUCCAAUCGACAAGA